This is a messenger RNA of Gymnogyps californianus (California condor), 3855 nucleotides long. It is a transcript of the gene ACE, whose product is annotated as angiotensin I converting enzyme. Gene Ontology annotation, cellular component: plasma membrane. Gene Ontology annotation, molecular function: peptidyl-dipeptidase activity; metallopeptidase activity. Gene Ontology annotation, biological process: proteolysis. The record is from RefSeq and is a predicted model, not a curated record. Bases 1 to 3834 code for a protein of 1277 amino acids. The transcript is spliced from 25 exons. NCBI's taxonomy places the organism in Eukaryota, Metazoa, Chordata, Aves, Accipitriformes, Cathartidae.
AUGCCCCCGACUCUGGGGCUGCUGCUGUGGCUGAGCCUGGCGGGUGCCCUUCAGCCCGGCCUCGAGCCCCCCCAGUAUGACCCCACCGAGCAAGGGGCCGCCCUCUUCGCCAGCGCCUACAACAGCACGGCCGAGCUCGUCCUCUUCAAGAGCGUCUCAGCCAGCUGGGAUUACUACGUCAACCUGACGGCCGAUAACGCUGCUUUGCAGGUCCAGGCAUCGCUGGAGGAGCAAAACUUCACGGAGCUGUGGGGGAAGAAAGCCAAGGAGCUCUACGGCAGCAUCUGGAACAACUUCCAAGACCCUCAGCUGAAGAAAAUCAUCAGCUCCAUCCAGACCCUGGGACCCUCCAACCUGGCCCUGGAGAAGAGAGAGCGGUACAACACCAUCCUGAGCAACAUGGAAAAAAUCUACUCCACAGCCAAGGUGUGCCUGCCCAACAGUACCUGCUGGGAGCUGGAGCCAGACAUCUCGGACAUCAUGGCCACCUCCCGCAGCUACAAGAAGCUGCUCUAUGCCUGGGAGGGGUGGCACAACGCCGCGGGCAUCCCGCUGCGCGCCCAGUACGAGGAGUUCGUGAAGCUGAGCAACGAGGCCUAUCAGAUGGAUGGAUUCAAGGACACGGGCAGCUACUGGCGCUCCUGGUAUGACUCAGCCUCCUUCGAGGAUGACCUGGAGCAUCUCUACAACCAGCUGGAGCCACUCUACCUCAACCUGCACGCCUUCGUCCGGAGGAAGCUGUACGACCGCUACGGCCCCAAAUACAUCAACCUGAAGGGUCCCAUCCCUGCUCACCUCCUGGGCAACAUGUGGGCUCAGCAGUGGAACAACAUCUAUGACCUGAUGGUCCCCUACCCCGAGAAGCCCAACCUCGACGUCACGAGCACCAUGGUGCAGCAGGCCUGGAAUGCCACCCACAUGUUCCGGGUCUCGGAGGACUUCUUCACUUCCCUGGGGCUGCUGGAGAUGCCCCCGGAGUUUUGGGCGAAGUCCAUGAUUGAGAAGCCGACGGACGCGCAGAAGGUGGUGUGUCACGCUUCAGCCUGGGACUUCUACAACCGCAAGGACUUCAGGAUCAAGCAGUGCACAACGGUGACCAUGGAGCAGCUGUUCACGGUGCACCACGAGAUGGGCCACGUCCAGUACUACCUGCAGUACAAGGAUCAGCCCGUCUCCUUCCGCAGCGGGGCCAACCCUGGCUUCCACGAGGCCAUUGGCGAUGUCAUGUCCCUGUCUGUCUCUACCCCCAGCCACCUCCAGAAAAUCGGUCUCCUCAGCAGUGUCACUGAGGACGCAGAGAGCAACAUCAACUAUCUGCUGAAGACGGCCUUGGAGAAGAUCGCCUUCCUGCCCUUUGGCUACCUCAUCGACCAGUGGCGCUGGAACGUGUUCAAUGGCCGCACACCCCCGAACCGUUACAACUACGACUGGUGGUAUCUGAGAACCAAAUACCAGGGUAUCUGUGCUCCAGUUCCAAGGAACGAAACCAACUUUGACCCUGGAGCAAAGUACCACAUCCCUGGAAACACCCCUUACAUCAGGUACUUUGUGAGCUUCAUCCUCCAGUUCCAGUUUCACAAGGCGCUGUGCCAGGCAGCCAACCACAGCGGUCCCCUGCACACCUGUGACAUCUACAUGUCCAAAGAGGCUGGAGCCAAACUCAGGGAAGUGUUGAAAGUUGGGUCUUCCAAGCCAUGGCAAGAAAUCCUGUUCAACCUCACUGGCACGGAUAAGAUGGAUGCUGGGGCCCUCCUGGAGUACUUCAGCCCUGUCACCAACUGGCUUCAGGAGCAGAACAACAAGACCAAUGAGGUGCUGGGCUGGCCUGAGUUUGACUGGCGUCCCCCUAUCCCUGAAGGCUACCCUGAAGGCAUUGACAAAAUAGCAGAUGAAGCACAAGCUAAAGAGUUCUUGUCCGAGUACAACAGCACGGCCGAGGCAGUGUGGAACGCCUACACGGAAGCAUCCUGGGCCUACAACACCAACAUCACCAACGAGAACAAGGAGAUCAUGCUGGAGAAGAACUUGGCCAUGUCCAAGCACACCCUUGAGUACGGCAUGAGGGCCAGGCAGUUCGACCCCUCUGACUUCCAGGACCAAAGUGUCACACGCAUCCUCAAGAAGCUGAGUGUCAUUGACAGAGCAGCCCUGCCUGAGAAUGAGCUGAAGGAGUAUAACACCCUCCUCUCAGAUAUGGAGACCACGUACAGUGUAGCCAAGGUCUGCAGGGAGAACAAAACCUGUCACCCACUGGAUCCUGACCUCACAGACAUCAUGGCCACCUCACGGGACUAUGAUGAGCUCCUCUUUGCCUGGAAGGGCUGGCGGGAUGCUUCUGGGAAGAAGAUCAAGAACAACUACAAGCGAUACGUGGAACUGAGCAACAAGGCAGCUGUGCUCAAUGGCUACACAGACAACGGGGCCUUCUGGAGAUCCCUGUAUGAGACACCCACCUUUGAGGAAGAUCUGGAGAGGUUGUACCUGCAGCUGCAGCCCCUGUACCUCAACCUGCAUGCCUACGUACGCCGAGCGCUAUACAAAAAGUAUGGUGCAGAGCACAUAAACCUGAAGGGUCCCAUCCCUGCUCAUCUGCUAGGCAACAUGUGGGCCCAGUCAUGGUCCAACAUUUUCGACCUGGUGAUACCUUUCCCAGAUGCCACCAAGGUGGAUGCCACCCCAGCCAUGAAACAAAAGGGCUGGACACCCAAGAAGAUGUUUGAAGAGUCGGACCAUUUCUUUACCUCUCUGGGCCUCAUCCCCAUGCCACAGGAGUUCUGGAACAAGUCCAUGAUUGAGAAGCCGACAGACAAGCAGGAGGUGGUGUGUCACGCCUCGGCCUGGGACUUCUACAACCGCAAGGACUUCAGGAUCAAGCAGUGCACCGUGGUGAACAUGGACGACCUAAUCACAGUGCACCACGAGAUGGGCCACGUCCAGUACUUCCUGCAGUACAGGGACCAGCCCAUCUCGUUCCGCGAUGGGGCCAACCCUGGCUUCCAUGAGGCUGUCGGGGAUGUCAUGGCCUUGUCCGUCUCUACCCCCAAACACCUGCACAGCAUCAAUCUGCUGGACCAAGUCAUGGACAACGAAGAAAGUGACAUUAACUACCUGAUGAGCAUUGCCCUGGACAAAAUCGCCUUCCUGCCCUUCGGGUACCUCAUGGACCAGUGGCGCUGGAAGGUGUUUGAUGGGCGGAUCAAGGAAGAUGAGUACAACCAGCAGUGGUGGAACCUCAGGAUGAAGUACCAGGGCUUGUGCCCACCAGCACCAAGGUCUGAAGAUGACUUUGACCCCGGGGCAAAGUUUCACAUCCCUGCCAAUGUCCCCUACAUCAGGUACUUCGUCAGCUUCGUGAUCCAGUUCCAGUUCCACCAGGCACUCUGUGCGGCAGCCGGGCAGAAGGGUCCCCUGCACAAGUGUGACAUCUAUCAGUCCAAGGAGGCUGGGAGGAUCUUGGGGGAGGCCCUGAAGCUGGGUUUCAGCAAGCCGUGGCCCCACGCUAUGGAGCUCAUCACAGGGCAGCCCAACAUGUCAGCUGAUGCCCUGAUGAGCUACUUUGAGCCGCUCAUGACAUGGCUGGUGAAGGAGAACGAGAAGAACAGGGAGGUUCUGGGCUGGCCAGAGUACAGCUGGACUCCUUACACAGCCCAAGCCGGCUCCAGCCGAACUGAUUUCCUAGGCAUGUCCCUGGCCAGCAACCAAGCCACAGCAGGCGGCUGGGUCCUGCUUGCCCUGGCACUCAUCUUCCUGAUCACCACCAUCUUCUUGGGCGUCAAGUUCUUCUCAGCCAGGAAAAAGGCCUUCAAAUCCAGCUCAGAAAUGGAACUGAAAUAAGGCAGUCAUCAGCAAGGGAGC